Messenger RNA from Cydia fagiglandana, 2521 nucleotides. It is a transcript of the gene Ssadh, whose product is annotated as glutarate-semialdehyde dehydrogenase. Gene Ontology annotation, molecular function: succinate-semialdehyde dehydrogenase (NAD+) activity. Gene Ontology annotation, cellular component: mitochondrion. The transcript has a single exon. The record is from RefSeq and is a predicted model, not a curated record. Gene Ontology annotation, biological process: GABA catabolic process. The coding region runs from base 107 to 1627 and encodes 506 amino acids. Lineage: Eukaryota; Metazoa; Arthropoda; Insecta; Lepidoptera; Tortricidae.
UUGUUCUCGAUUGAACUAGCAGUCAAAGCGGCGGCGCCUGGCACUCGGCACGCUUGUGCGUCGUGUCUGUAUCGUUAUCAGUCCAGUGAACCUAUAAGCUGCUAUAAUGGACCUUUUACGAUUCAGUGCUGCGAGACAUCUACAGUUGUUUACGACGAGUUACAGAAGUAUGCAUCUUUUGAAGAAGGAAGCUUAUGUGAACGGAGAAUGGCUGCGCGCGUCAAAUAAUGCUGUGUUUCCUGUGACCAAUCCUGCAGAUGACUCUGUGAUUGCCGAAGUGCCCGACAUGGGCGAACAGGACGCUAAAUUUGCGGUCGAUGUCGCUUCCAAAGCAUUCAAAACAUGGAGAGAUUCAACUGCAAGGGAACGAGCGAGUAUUCUCCGAAAAUGGAAUGACCUCUGCUUGAAAAACAUUGAUCACCUUGCAGAGGUAUUGACAGCCGAAUCGGGAAAGCCUUUAGCGGAAGCAAAGGGUGAAAUUAUAUAUGGAUCAUCUUUUCUCGAUUAUUUUGCAGAUACGACGCGCCAUGUUACUGGGGAAAUUAUUCCAAGUCCCUGGCCAAAUAAGCAGAUCCUUGUGACGAGGCACCCAAUUGGGGUAAUAUCAGUCAUUACACCCUGGAAUUUUCCCUUCGCGAUGAUAACUCGUAAAGUGGGGGCUCUCAUGGCUGCUGGUUGCACUUGUGUCAUCAAGCCAUCAGAAGAUACCCCUCUGACAGCUUUAGCGGCAGUAGAACUAGCUGUUCAAGCCGGUGUGCCUAAAGGUGUUAUUAAUGUGGUUACGUCUAGCAGAAAUAAUGCUGCCAGUGUAGGCAAAGUUCUGUGCGAGGAUCCUGCUGUAGGUUGCAUUUCAUUUACUGGCUCUACCAAUGUUGGAAGAAUUCUCUAUGGAUUAGCUGCAAAGGGCAUUAAAAGAGUAUCAUUAGAGUUGGGUGGCAAUGCCCCAUUUAUUGUUUUCCCUAGUGCUGACCUGGAAAAUGCUCUCGACCAAGCUGUGUCAGCAAAGUUCAGAAAUAAUGGGCAGUCCUGCGUUGGAGCUAAUAGGUUCCUAAUACAUGAGAGUGUGUUCGACAAGUUUGUAGAAGGAUUUAAGAGUCGCAUUGGAAAGAAGUGUAUCCUCGGGCCCGGAACCAAGGAGGGGGUGACUUGUGGGCCACUUAUUAACAAAAUGCAGGCUGAUAAAGUGUCUGGCCUUGUCAAUGAUGCAGUAUCAAAAGGAGCAAAGGUUGUGCUUGGUGGAAAAAUUGCCCAGAAUAUAGGCAACAAAUUCUAUGAAUCCACUUUGUUAGUUGAUGUGACACCCAGUAUGACAAUAUACCACGAGGAGGUGUUUGGCCCUGUGGCUGUAUGUUACAAGUUUAAAGAUGAAGCGGAGGCACUGGAAGUUGCCAACAGCACUAGAUGUGGCUUGGCUAGCUAUGUGUUUACCAAAGACCUCGGCCAAGCAUUCAGAAUGUCUCAAAAACUGGAAUUUGGAAUGGUCGGGAUCAAUGACGGAAUAAUUUCUGCAGCUGAGCCACCUUUCGGAGGCAUUAAAGAAUCUGGAAUUGGCCGAGAGGGAAGCAAGCAUGGUGUUGAAGAAUACACUGAUAUCAAAUAUACUUUGAUGUCUGCUUUGGAUAAAUAAAUAAUAUCUUUAUUGUUGAGUUUAUGAGCCAUAUUAUUUUAAGUACUGAAAUUUGUUGCAUUUUUAGUUGUUUUUGUAUAUAUAUACUAUAAUGUUAAUAAAAUAGUUUACAACUUUUAAUUUAUCUAUGUUUAAAAUUAACUUUGAACACCUAUUUGAUACUUAGCUCAGUUAUAUUUUGUGCUCUGUUUUCAGUAUAAUAUAAGUAUACGGUACAUAGGAGAUAGGAGUUAUCUCUGUGAACCAUUCCAGUCUUCCAGAAAAUGUGAUUUAGAAGUAAAUAGAAAAAUGUGUAAUUCAUUAUUUCAAUAGAAAUAACUAGCCAGCUUAGUUAGUAAUACUGGAUAAGAUUUUCCUAUUAUUUAUUAAUUGUAAAAUGAUUACCUUAAUAAAAUUGUAUGCAUUUAAAAAAAAUCUGAUUUGUUUAUAAUGUAGCUCUAUUAAGAAAAGCUGGCUCAUGAUUUUUUAUAUACAUUUGGUGCAUUUGUUUUCAUUCAUGUAAAGUAAGUUGCAGAGAUAACUGAUCCCCCUUGCAUAUAGAAAUUUGUUAGUAGGUUAACUAUCUCUGCAGCUGACUGUACAAUCAACAUCAGCUUGAUUUGUUGCUAUAGGAACGUUAAAAUAUAUUUAGCCACUUUGACUAGUAACUAAUUGAUACUGACUGUAUCUACGUAUACAUAAGUAGGUGUAUACACUUAUACAGUCAGUGGUAAAAGCUGACAUUCAAAUCACAAAUCUGGUCUAACAGUGCUGAUCUAACGGUCUCAUUGCUGAACUGUCUUAUUUCCGUGUUAUAUUAGACAUGAAUCAUAGUACAUUUAUUUUUUCUUCAAUGUAGCAAAUACUGGUCUCAUAUGUAUAUCGUAAAAUAUACUCUAAGCAUGUUAUAAGUAU